GCUCCGGCCCCCCCUAAACAGUAGAAAAUGAAUGAAUGAAUGUGUUAUCUCCCACAGAACCCGUCCAGACACCGACAGCACCAGUGAAUGUGGUGUCCUUGGGGUUUAGCUGCUCUCCUGGACAUACCUUUGUCAUGAGCAGCUGAUUGCAAACAGCUGAUCUGUAGCAAAUGAGGAGGAAGGUUGGCAGGAAAGUGCAGGACCUGGAAAGUCAAGUUUUUACUAAUAUUGGAUGAAGGUUUGGAGAAAGUAGAGUGGUUUCCACCCACCAUGUGAGUGAGGGGCCCUUGGGUGGAGGUUGUUCCAAGUUCAUAGACGGGGAAGCAGCAGCUCACCACUCUGCUGCUUGUCCAGCUUUAACCAGCUAUAGUAGAAUGAACAUGUGGGCAUCGAUGAAAUGACUGGCUGGACCACAGGCCCGGGGCCCCAGGGUUCAGGCGCCCUGGGCCUGUGGCGUUGGAAUUGACAGUUAAUAUUUCUUUCUAGAAAAUCAAUCAAAUGACUAAAAAGAAGCCCAAAAUGACGACAAAUAGACACAAAGCCACUUCAGAGGGAGGGAGAAUGCCCUCUGUUUGUAGUCUUUCAGUGGAGCUCCAGUGUGGGGGGGGUAGGGCUUUGUCCCAGAGUCCGUCUCUGAACAUGGUCCUUCUGAACUGAGCGUGAACCAGACUUGUGGCCCUAACUGCUGUCUGAUCCUGACACACCUGCAGACUUCACCUGAGUGGCCUUAACGCUGCCUUCAGUGCAGCUGGGAACUGGGAUGUUUCUGAAGGAGUUCAGCUCGUCUGGUGCUGUUUUAACACUUCUGCUUUGCAUCACCAGCAGUGAAGACGCAGAUAUGAAGUGGACUCAUUUCCUGGGAACACAGCGGUGAUCUCUGGAGGCUGAGACGAGCUGAAACUCCAGUCAGAUGCCUGAUUUCACUGCACAGGACGGUGACUUUGUUUAUUUUAUUAGAUGUCCUCUGAUCCACACUGACUGGAACAUUAAUCAGUCUGAUAAGUAGGGGCUGCCUCUGAGGUGAUCAGUCUUCAAGAAGUUAAAAAAAGAAAUGUAAAAAACUAUUUUUGUAUUUUUACGUUUUGGUCAUAAAAUCUUCUUUGAUGCUGAAACAUAUUGAAUAUUUUUAGCUUCGACCCAGAAGCAGCCGUCUGUCGCCAAACGUCCCACGGUUCCCAGCUGACCCUGAACGCCUCAGACAGAUCUCUAAUGAAUGUCUGAUAAAGAAUAAAACUUGAAAGUACAAACUGUUUUGUUUUGUUUUUUACUGGCACUGUGGGAUUCUGGGGGUUCAUCAGAGCAUGGUCUUAUUCACAAAACCAAUGACUUCAGAAAUAAUUUAUUAUUGCAUUUCAUAUUUCUUGUUUAAAAGCAGAGAAACGCUUAAUCUCGCCUCUUUCUUCAGUUGAAAUAAACUUUCUCUUGUCUUCAACAUACAUUUUUAGGCGUUUUAUUGUGUAGUUGCAUAGAUACACACUUAUCUAGGAAGAUCAGCAACACAAUUUAAUAAUUUUCGUGAAAUUCUUUAGUUUUAUUUCCUCCACAAAUUCAGAUGUGAGAACAUUAUUUUCUAACCCCAAUCAUUUCUGCUCCCCCCCAAACGAGUGAAUUAAAAAAGGAAGGGUAAAGUUAGACUUUCUUUAUUUUUGAAAACACACUGGAAAUGACUCCGACAUGUGAGUCUGCUUCAGAAUAAGGGCCGUGACGGGAAACACAGUAAAACUCUUCUCAGAUGAUUUAAAGCCUGCAGAGAGACACAGCGGCACGUUUUCAUUGAUGAAAAGCUGCAUUUGCUCAGAAAAUAUUAUCCCCACCCCCCACAGACGCGAAUCCGAAGAAACACCAGUAAAGCAGAUGAACUAGCAGAGCUGUAUUGGUGGCCCCUGGUCCCGGCCCUGCAGCUCCUGUCAUCAAUGGGACUUUGACCUCCAGGAUCAGGACCUGGGCGCUGUUGGGUGCCGAGUCCUGCACCUGGACCCUGAACCUCUUGUGCGCUCAUUAACCCCUUCCAUUUCUAUCACAUGCUCUUAUUUUGAAGGGCCGCACCGGAUGCAGUGCAUCUUAUUGCGGUAGCGUUGACGGCGGUGUGGCAUCCGGGGGAGACUGAGCAUCAGAGACCUGCGGCAGCCGGACCACACAUCUGGACCAGAACAAACCGUGGAUCUGACGAGGGUCUCGCGGGAGAGAGACUGGCAGGUGGAACAGCACGUGGACCAUCAGGGAGACCGCCAGGUGGAUCGGCACGUGCACCGACAGGGAGACCGAUAACAUCCCUCUCAACCCCCAUCUGUUCCACCUGCAGGUCGGCGCGACGUUCCGGGCCGUUCCGGUGUCCAUGGGGGACAGCAUGGCGGAGGAGACCCGGGUCAUCUACCACCUGGAGGACCAGGAGACCCCCUACUUGGUUCGAAUCAACGUGCCCGCGCAGCGCGUCACCCUGGCGGACUUCAAACAGGUCCUGAACAAACCAAACGUAAAAUUCUUCUUCAAGUCCGUGGACGCCGACUUCGGGGUGGUGAAGGAGGAGAUCAGUGAUGAAGAUGCCAGGCUGCCCUGUGUGAAUGGACGUGUCAUCUGCUGGGUGGUGUCCGACGACACCUUUCAUUCAGAUUUUAAGGGGUCAGAUAUCCAGUCAGUGACCACGCCCUCCAGCCUAGCCCCACCUCCAACAGUGAGGACAGGUGGGAUUGGAGACUCCAGACCUCCAUCCUUCCAUGCUGCAGCUGCCGGCAGCCAUGAUGAACUCCAGGGGUCAGAGGUCACACAUGUCGAUUCACCAUCAGAGUGGAGAGAGAGAGACAGGAGCGACCGAGGUGGGUGCCUGAAUGGACAUGCCCAUCAGCCAGAUGGUCAGAAUGGGGAGGAGCCAGCAGGUGGAGGUGACAGCUCGUCAACCCAACAGAGCAGCGAGCUGGAGACGACCAGUUUCUGCUCGUCUGAGGAAGACUCAGGAGGACGGUUCAGCCAAUCAACAGAGCAGAGCAGCUCCUCGCCGCGACUUGUUCUGCGACAGCGCCGCCGGCACCGAAAACCCAAAGCGCUGCAGAUGGAGAGGUCUGUGUCUUUCAGCAGUGUCACUGACUCCACCAUGUCGCUCAACAUCAUCACUGUAACUCUAAAUAUGGAGAGGUAUAACUUCCUGGGGAUCAGUAUCGUAGGUCAGAGUAACGACAGAGGAGAUGGAGGGAUUUACAUUGGCUCAAUUAUGAAGGGUGGAGCAGUGGCAGCAGACGGACGCAUAGAACCUGGAGACAUGUUACUGCAGGUGAACGACAUCAACUUUGAGAAUAUGAGUAAUGACGACGCUGUUCGAGUCCUCAGAGAAAUCGUUCACCAGCCAGGUUCAGUGACGUUAACCGUGGCAAAGUGUUGGGAUCCAAACCCACGAGGCUGCUUCACGCUGCCGAGGAGUGAGCCGGUCCGUCCCAUCGACCCUGCUGCCUGGGUGUCCCACACCGCUGCCAUGACAGGGAGGCUCCUCCCUCAUUAUGGUAGGACUCCCAUCAGCCACCGCAGCAUCCCUCCAUCCUCCGCCUGUCCAGCCAUGAGAACCAACCAUGAUCCAGCUCUGCCCUGGUGUUUUUCAGGUGCCCGUGAGGAGAACCAUCUCAACAUCCACAGCGACAUGACAGCCGUUGUCAAGGCGAUGGCCAAUCCCGAGUCAGGUCUGGAGGUUCGGGACAGGAUGUGGCUGAAGAUCACCAUCCCCAACGCCUUCAUCGGUUCAGACGUGGUGGACUGGCUUCACUGUAACGUGGAGGGUUUCACCGACCGCCGUGAAGCUCGGAAGUACGCAGGAAACCUUCUGAAGGCCGGAUACAUCCGACACACCGUCAACAAGGUCACCUUCUCUGAGCAGUGCUACUACGUGUUUGGAGACCUCUGUGGAGAUCUGGGUCUGAUGUCUCUGCUGGAUCAAGAAGGAGCCUCCAGUCAUGGAGGAGGAUCAAACUAUGACCCGUUGGCUUCAGGCCCCCAGUGGCCCCCAGCCUUCCCCUACCAGUACCCCGUCCCCCACCCCUACAGCUCUCCACAGCCCUUGCACCAGCUGCCGGCCUUGGGGGGAGGAGGUCAGCACAGUGAAGGAAGUCACAGCAGCGGCUCAAACUGCAGUGGCGCUCAGAAGGAGGGAGGACAAGGAGGAGGUACCCAAUCAGAGCUGACCAAACAGCUGGCGACAGAGUCCUCCGGUGACAACAGCACAUGUCGACCCCUGACCUCCAUCUCUGGUCUUCAUGGUAACAAAGACUCAGAGGACCCCCCAUGCCCGUCUCCAGGUCAGCAUCAGGACCUGUCCUCCAUCCCACCUGAAAUCUCUGCCUCCAGACAGUCCUUCCGCCCGGCCUUGGGAAACCCCGGUGAUUUCUUUGUGGAUGUCAUGUGACUCCAAGGUCAUGAUGUUGUGUCAGGUGGACCUGGAAACACCUUUGUACAGGAUGUGCUGACACAGACUGAUGGGUCACAUUUAGCUGGAGUUUUUCCUCAGAGGACAGAGACCUCUCUCACUGUGAGUGUGUCUGUGAAGCUGAUGGUUAAAGAGAUCACUGUCUUUAUUUGUCACUGUGCUUUCAGUUUGUCUGUGCUGCUGUCCUCACUAUUAAACAGUCUGAGUUUUUCUGUUCAGCUUC
Molecule: messenger RNA, 4628 nt
Organism: Monopterus albus (swamp eel)
Lineage: Eukaryota; Metazoa; Chordata; Actinopteri; Synbranchiformes; Synbranchidae
Gene: dvl3b
Product: dishevelled segment polarity protein 3b
Exons: 14
Coding region: 2336-4384 (682 amino acids)
Biological process (GO): intracellular signal transduction; canonical Wnt signaling pathway
Cellular component (GO): cytosol
Molecular function (GO): frizzled binding
Source: RefSeq, a predicted model, not a curated record